Acanthisitta chloris (rifleman) is the source of this 2213-nucleotide messenger RNA. RefSeq names its product phospholipase A2, group IVA (cytosolic, calcium-dependent) (gene PLA2G4A). The transcript is spliced from 16 exons. Lineage: Eukaryota; Metazoa; Chordata; Aves; Passeriformes; Acanthisittidae. The record is from RefSeq and is a predicted model, not a curated record. Gene Ontology annotation, biological process: glycerophospholipid catabolic process. Gene Ontology annotation, molecular function: calcium ion binding; calcium-dependent phospholipid binding. The annotation marks the transcript as partial. Gene Ontology annotation, cellular component: Golgi apparatus; cytosol; nucleus.
UUGACACUCCAGAUCCCUACGUGGAGCUUUUCAUCCCAACCGCCCCUGACUGCAGGAAGAGAACCAAGCAUUUCAAUAACGACGUGAAUCCCGUGUGGGAUGAGACCUUUGAGUUCAUUCUGGACCCCAACCUAGAGAACGUUCUUGAGGUUACACUCAUGGAUGCCAACUACGUUAUGGACGAGACUCUUGGCACAUCCACAUUUCCCAUAUCUUCUCUGAAACUGGGAGAGAAGAAGGAGGUCCAGUUAACUUUCAAUGAUGUCACAGAAAUGACUUUGGAAUUGUCUCUUGAAGUUUGGUGUGACCUUUCCCAAUGUUUGCAGGAACAAGACUAUCCUGUAUUCCGGCAACAGCGAAAAGAUAAUAUCAUGCACAGUAUCAAAUCAUUUCUGGGAGAGGAAGACAGCAAGAACUUGACCGCUUCCCGUGAUGUGCCGGUGGUGGCCAUCCUGGGCUCGGGAGGAGGGUUCCGCGCCAUGGUGGGCUUCGCCGGCGUCAUGAAGGCGCUGUACGAGUCAGGAGUUCUGGACUGCGCCACCUACGUCGCCGGCCUGUCUGGAUCCACCUGGUACAUGUCAACUCUGUAUUCACACCCAGAUUUUCCAGCAAAGGGCCCAAAGGAGAUUAAUGAAGAACUGAUGAACUCGGUGAGCCACAACCCCCUCCUGCUGCUGACCCCGCAGAAAGUCAAACGCUACAUCGAAGCUCUGUGGAAUAAGAAGAGCUCGGGGCAGCCUGUCACCUUCACAGACAUCUUUGGAAUGCUGAUAGGGGAAACACUGAUCCAUGAUAGAAUGGACUCCACUUUGAGCCACAUGAAGGAGAAGGUCAAUAAUGCACAGUGUGCUCUGCCACUCUUCACGUGUCUCCAUGUCAAACCAGAUGUCUCAGAGCUGAUGUUUGCAGACUGGGUGGAAUUCAGUCCAUAUGAGAUUGGGAUGGCCAAGUAUGGCACUUUCAUGUCUCCUGAUUUGUUUGGAAGCAAGUUUUUCAUGGGGACAGUGGUGAAGAAGUAUAAUGAAAAUCCCUUGCAUUUCCUGAUGGGUGUGUGGGGCAGUGCCUUUUCCAUACUCUUCAACAGAGUGCUCGGUGUCUCCAACUCUCAGAAUAAAGGUCCCACCAUGGAAGAAGAAUUAGAAAAUAUUAGGCUAAAGCACCUUGUAAGCAAUGACAGCUCAGACAGUGAAGAUGAAUCACAGCAUCCAAAAGGCACAGAGGGAGCUGAGGCAGCUGGGCAGAGCCAGGAGAGCAGCCAGGAGAGCUGGGUGCAGCGCAUGCUGAUGGCUCUGGUGGGGGACAGUGCCCUCUUCAACACCCGGGAAGGACGUGCUGGGAAGGUGCACAACUUCAUGCUGGGACUGAACCUGAACAGCUGUUACCCACUGUCUCCUCUGGCUGACCUCCUCACGCAGGAGUCCCUGGAGGAGGAUGAACUAGAUGCAGCUGUAGCAGAUCCUGAUGAGUUUGAGAGGAUCUAUGAGCCCCUGGAUGUGAAGAGCAAGAAGAUUCACAUCGUGGACAGCGGGCUGACAUUUAACCUGCCCUACCCACUCAUCUUAAGGCCGCAAAGGGGUGUCGAUCUCAUUAUCUCGUUCGAUUUCUCAGCGAGGCCGAGUGAUUCCAGUCCUCCUUUCAAAGAAAUUCUGCUUGCUGAAAAAUGGGCUAAAAUGAACAAGCUUCCUUUCCCCAAAAUAGACCCAAACGUGUUUGAUCGAGAGGGCCUGAAGGAGUGCUAUGUUUUCAAACCUAAGGACACCUCCUCAGAGAAGGACUGUCCAACCAUAAUCCACUUUGUUCUGGCCAACAUCAACUUCCGCAAGUACAAAGCUCCAGGUGUUCCCAGAGAAACACAGGAAGAGAAGGAUUUUGCAGACUUUGACAUUUUUGAUGAUCCAAACACACCAUUUUCUACCUUCAACUUCCAGUACCCCAAUGAGGCCUUCAAGAGGCUCCACGAUCUAAUGGAGUUCAACACCCUCAAUAACAUAGAUGUGAUCAAGGAGGCGAUGAUGGAGAGCAUCGAGUACAGGAAGGAGAACCCCUCGCGCUGCUCCGUGUCCCUCAGCAGUGUGGAAGCAAGGAGGUUCUUCAACAAGAGCAAUCUCAACAACCACCACACGUAGAGGCUGCGCCAAGGUCCUGCUCUUCCCAGAAACUGGUUCUGGCUUUAGAACUGGAGUCAAAAAGACUUUACCAGAGCGUCACCACUC